Messenger RNA from Cyclopterus lumpus (lumpfish), 1413 nucleotides. RefSeq names its product calsequestrin 1a (gene casq1a). Gene Ontology annotation, molecular function: calcium ion binding. Bases 1 to 1413 code for a protein of 470 amino acids. The transcript is spliced from 11 exons. Gene Ontology annotation, biological process: regulation of skeletal muscle contraction by regulation of release of sequestered calcium ion. Lineage: Eukaryota; Metazoa; Chordata; Actinopteri; Perciformes; Cyclopteridae. The record is from RefSeq and is a predicted model, not a curated record. Gene Ontology annotation, cellular component: sarcoplasmic reticulum lumen.
AUGAAGUGGACCUGGGUGCUGGUGGCAGUCUUGCUGUCCUUUGGGGCGCUAUCACUGGGCAAAGACAGCUUGGACUUCCCAGAGUAUGAUGGCAAGGACCGCGUGCAUGACCUCAACGCCAAGAACUAUAAGUCUGUGAUGAAGAAGUACGAUGUCAUGGUGGUGUACUACCAUGACCAUCCCGGAUCCAACCGCGUCGCCCAGAGACAGUUUGAGAUUGAGGAGUUGACCCUUGAGCUUGCAGCCCAGGUCCUGGAUGAGUUUGACGAUGAAGAUAUCGGAGUCGGCCUCGUUGAUGCAAAGCACGACAAAGUCGUUGCAAAGAAAUUAGGCCUCGAUGAGUCCGACAGCAUCUUCAUCUUCACAGACGAUGAAGUCAUAGAAUACGAUGGCGAGCUUGCAGCAGACACUAUCGUGGAGUUCAUCUAUGAUGUUCUUGAGGACCCAGUGGAAAUUAUUGACAAUAGUAGGGAACUGAAAGGCUUUGAAAACAUCGAAGAGGACAUCAAACUGGUGGGCUACUUUAAGAGUCACAAGUCAGAACAUUUUGAGGCGUUCGUCGAUGCUGCUGAAGAGUUCCAUCCUCACAUCAAGUUCUUUGCCACAUUUAGUCCUAAAGUUGCCAAAACUCUGGAGCUGAAGAUCAAUGAGGUGGACUUCUAUGAACCCUUCAUUGAUGAUCCAGUGGUCAUCCCAGGGAAACCUUACUCUGAGGAAGAGCUGGUGAAAUUCAUUGAAGAUAAUGACAGACCAACCCUGAGGAAGCUGCAGCCACACAACAUGUAUGAGAUCUGGGAUGACCAUGUAGAUGGAGAACAUAUCAUUGCUUUUGCAGAGGAGUCUGAUCCAGACGGUUUCGAGUUCCUUGAGAUCCUGAAGGAAGUUGCUGAGGAUAACACGGACAACCCUGACCUCAGCAUCGUCUGGAUUGACCCUGACGACUUCCCCCUGCUUCUGCCCCACUGGGAGAAGACUUUUGGAAUUGACUUGUCCUUCCCACAGAUUGGUGUUGUCGAUGUUGGUGAUGCUGACAGCGUGUGGAUGGACAUGGACGAUGGUGAAGACUUGCCGUCUGUAGACGAGCUGGAGGACUGGAUUGAGGACGUUCUUUCAGGUGAAAUUGAUCCUGAUAAUGAUGAUGAUGAUGAUGAUGAUGAAGAUGACGAUGAAGAUGAUGAUGAUGAUGAUGACGACGAUGAUGAUGAUGAUGAUGACGACGACGAUGAUGAUGAUGACGACGAUGAUGAUGAUGACGACGAUGAUGAUGACGACGAUGAUGAUGACGACGAUGAUGACGACGACGAUGAUGAUGAUGAUGAUGAUGAUGAUGAUGACGACGAUGAUGACGACGACGAUGAUGAUGAUGAUGAUGAUGAUGAUGAUGAUGAUGAUGAUGAUGAUGAUGAUUAUUAA